CCUCAUGCAAACCACAUCCCAUGCCUGCCUUGAAGUAAUCGAACACAUUUGAGCCAUUCAAUGGCGUAAGAUGAGCGCACCUACAAAUUCUUGCUCCUUGCCCCUCUGUGUUUUAGUUCUCGAUCGUUUCCAGCUCAUGGAUGAUGAUGACGAUGAUAAAGAGCUCCGAUCGUUUCUUCGAUGCUCUUGACAUAUUUCCAGCUUCUUCUAAGGAUUCUUCUAAUGGAUUUGACUCUUAUUUCUCAGAGAACAGAGAGAAUUCUGUCCCCAAAGGUUGGAGUGAGAAUUCUCGGCACGAUCAAACCCUAGAAUUCUAUAAUGCUGGAGAAACAAGCGAACUCUGUAGUAGAAUGAAAAACAUCGAUUUCUUUGAUGCUUUUGAUGAACCUCUGGCUUAUGAUGAACCUGAUGUCCAUUUUGUAGAGAAGGGAGAGAUUUUUGAAGGUUUGAGAGAGAAGUUGCAGCGCGAUGGAGGCCUAGAAUCAUCUUCUGUCACUGAAAUUAACCAGUUAUUUAAGAGGAGGAAUAUGCGUUUUUUUGAUGCUCUUGAUGAAUUUCGGCCAUCUUAUCAAGAAAGGUUGGGCAGAGAUCCAACUGGUGAUUUUUCAGAGGAGGGUGAUAUUUCUGUGCUUGAAAGUUUGGAAGAGAAGUCGCAGAGCAAUCAAACCCUUGAUUCAUCUUCUGUUGCAGAAAGCCGCCAGCUUUUUAAGAGAAGAAAGAAAAGAUCCCUGAAUUACAUAUUUGAUCCUAAAAUUGAAUAUCAAAGGUGCGAUUCAUUGUCCCGUAGCUCUACUUCUGAUGGAUUCAGUAACAUAGAUGGCUUUAAAGACAAAAAUUUGGGAGUAUCAAUUGCUAGAAAUGAAUGUGAGAAGGAGAAUUUAAGUUUGGUUAACUCUGGCAAUGAUAGUGAUAACAUGGGAAUAAAUUUCGCGGUUUCAAUUGUGAGAAAUGAGUAUGACGCAGAGAAGUUAAAUUUGAAUGUCAAUAGAAGGGACCAUUUACAUGAGAUUUCUUCUGCUUCAUCUAUGAAAAAUGAGUUUGAUGGAGAUUUUCUAAAUUCUUCAGCUUCUAUGUUGGGUCAAAGUCAAAUCAGUUUUAAAAAUGAUUGCUUCCCUGAUAAAUCUAGGGUUUCGCAUUCAACAAGUGAAAUGGAUGAUGAUUUGAAAGGAACUGAUUCUCUGACUUCUGGUCUAAGUUCGGGAGAAAUUAAUGGCAGAAGUGGUCGAAUCAGUAGCACUAGUGAUGGUUCAGGUGGGGUUUCUUUAUUGACUGUGGAAGGUCGUGGGGUUGGUGUCCAACCUUCUUCUGCAUUCAGUUCAAUUGUGGGCAGUGGUGAUAGUGUCAGUAGAAGGAAAGAUGAUAAAUUAAAUGUUUCAUCUAUACUUUUCCUCAAGAGAAAUGAAUCUCAUGAAGGCAUAAGAAGCAUUGAUUCUUUGCCUCUUAAAUCUAGAUUGGGUUUAAAUCAUAGCAGAAGUAGUGUCGUAAUUAGUGGUAACAAUGAGUUAUGUGGUAUUUCUAAGGGUCCAUUUGAGGAAAGGGAAUCUGAGAAAGGCUUAGCAGUAGUUGAUUCUUUGGCGUCCAGUUGUUUGGGCACGGUGGUUUCUGAAGGGGUUGUCGAUACUGAAGAUAAUGUAGGAUUGAGUAGGAGGUAUUCUGUAGCUUCAAUUGGAGAUUUUUUGGUUUGGGUUGCUAGAUUCAUACUUAAAUCCAUUGAAUUUCAGUUAGGUUUAUUUGUUAAAUUUAUAUGUUUUCCAAUUUGGUUGCUUCAAACCUCUUUAAAAUGUGUCAUCCACCCAUUCCAAAUUGUAAUCCUUGCAAGGGAAAGCACAAAUAGCAUCUUGUCUAAAGUUUACACCUUCCUACCUGAUCGGGUUGGUAUGUUUGUUCAAGGGAAUUUUUGGGAAGAACUAUCAAUUGCUAAAUUGGUGAAGAGGAUUGGAUGGGGUUGUUUCUGGUCAUCCUAUGUUGGGUCUAUCCUGAUUCUUCUUUUUCUUAUGGCCUUUUUCAUGGGGGGGAUUGUGAUGCAAAAUAUUGUGGAGAAACCAAUUCAGAUGACAGAGACCUUGAAUUUUGAUUAUACGAUGUCCAGUCCGGUUGCGAUAUCGCCAAUUAAAUCCUGUUGUGUGAGCGCUCCUUAUGAGAAAUAUAGAGAAAAGUUGAAGCCUGUAAAGUGUACAGGACAAAGACUUAUCCCAGCCAACCAUAAAUUGCAGCUCACUAUCUCGUUAACUUUGCCAGAAUCAGAUUACAACAGGAAACUUGGAGUCUUCCAGGUUGCAGCAGAAUUCAUCUCUAAAGAUGGUACAGUCAUUUCUCGUUCAAGCCAACCAUGCAUGCUGCGGUUUAAGAGCCCAAUGAUCCACAAUGCUAAGAUCAUCCUGAAUAGUGCUUCUCUUAUUGCUGGCUAUGCCAUGGAGUCCCAAACCCUCCAAUUGAAGAUGGAGGGAUUCACCGAGGGAUACAAUCCCACUGCGUGUAUACGAGUCACCCUUGAACAGCGAGCUGGAUACGAACAUGGUGCUGGUAUACCUGAAAUUUAUGCUGCUGAUAUGCUGUUAGAAUCUGAACUUCCUCUACUUAAAAGAAUCAUAUCGAGUUGGAAAAUUACUAUAUUUAUAUGGGUUAGCACUGGGAUUUUUGUCAUGCAAGUACUAGCGAUUCUUGUUUGCUGUAGACAUCUUAUAUUUCCUAGUCCAAGGCCCCGAAAUUGUUCGGCUAAUACCGGAGGUGGGGUUAAUUCUGUUAAUAGAAGUGGUGCCGUUAAAGAGAAUUCCAAGACCAGGGAUGUGCAGUAACGCAAUUGGAAUUGGUAUGCCAAGGUUUAAAAGUAAUUGUAGACUUGGACAAGGGCGAGUAGUGGCAUGCUAUGUUAGAUUGCACCCGUUCCGUAGAUUGGCACCUUGCACAAUGUGUAGUCCAUCAAGGUUGUCUGAACAUUCGAAUGAGAAAUUUGUUCAGUCCUCAGGUAUGGUGCUCUAACUUGUAUACAUGUAUAACAGUAGAGAUGAAAACUUUCCCUUGAGGUUCUUGUUUGAGGAGAGGUAGCUAUUUUCCUUUCAAAUCAGACCAUAGCUAUCAGGAUCACUCAAUCUAGAUGCUGAUUCCGCUUUGGAAUCUA
This is a messenger RNA of Amborella trichopoda, 3118 nucleotides long. Its product is annotated as Putative adipose-regulatory protein (Seipin). NCBI's taxonomy places the organism in Eukaryota, Viridiplantae, Streptophyta, Magnoliopsida, Amborellales, Amborellaceae. Gene Ontology annotation, biological process: lipid droplet organization; lipid storage. Gene Ontology annotation, cellular component: endoplasmic reticulum membrane. The record is from RefSeq and is a predicted model, not a curated record.